Micropterus dolomieu (smallmouth bass) is the source of this 4662-nucleotide messenger RNA. RefSeq names its product vascular endothelial growth factor C-like. NCBI's taxonomy places the organism in Eukaryota, Metazoa, Chordata, Actinopteri, Centrarchiformes, Centrarchidae. Gene Ontology annotation, molecular function: growth factor activity; vascular endothelial growth factor receptor 3 binding; chemoattractant activity. Gene Ontology annotation, cellular component: membrane. The transcript has 8 exons. Gene Ontology annotation, biological process: positive regulation of endothelial cell proliferation; positive regulation of mast cell chemotaxis; response to hypoxia. The record is from RefSeq and is a predicted model, not a curated record. The coding region runs from base 1845 to 3248 and encodes 467 amino acids.
UCAUUUCUCCAUCAUCUAUAUAAACGUGUGCUUGGCCUGAACUCAAAUACUGCUGUGAAACUUGGCUUUAGACCAAACUCCUGAGGAUUUUCACCAACUUCUACAGCUUUUAAAUGAGUGUCUACUACUGGUUACAAACAUGUGACAUAUUCAAAUCUGUCAAAAGAAAUUUGAAUAAAUGAGUGGAGAGAGAUUUUUUUUUAAAUGCAGAUGCUUCCAUACAAGGCACAAGGUAUGAAAGAAGUCUCUCAAUCUCAACCCAACUGAACCCCUAUAUGAUAUUUCUCAUUAUGUUUUUGGAAGAAUGCCAAGUAAAGUAAAGCUCUGUUCAUUCAGGACGUCUCAUUGAGAUCAAGAGGGACCAGACAAACAAAGUAGGCAUAUUCAACAUCUUGGGACAAUUCAUUCACACAAUGAUCCUCUCAGGGGUUUAUGGCGGCUGCAUGAGCACACAGAAUAUCUCUAUAAUCCAAUGUAGAGAGGAUAGAGUGUUACAUGGUGGUUUUUGUAACAUUAGCAUAGCAUUAUUCCGUUAUAAGAAUCCAAUUCAAAUUUUUAGUUUUUCAGUGAGAGUUUUGUAGAGCAAUCUUCCAUAUAACUAAACAAACAUUUAUAAUGCUGUGAUAUAGCUAUUAGGUUUACAUCAGGAGUACAGCUUGGAGAGGGAAUAUCAAAGCUCUGUGCUCUUGUGAAAUGUAAAUUUGAGUUUAGAACAAGCUUUAAAUUAAUAAAAGACAUGAGGAGGUGGUUAAGCAGACUGUAACCUGUUUUGCAGUAAAGCUGAUGGCAUACAAGAUGGUAUCGUCAGCAUAAAAACAGACAUUGUAAUGCUCAGUUGAAAAUAAAUAUGUAUAUAUAUGUAUAGAGUACAUAGCAAGGGACUAAAUGUUGAUCCUUGUGGGACACCAUUGACUUGAUUUCACACUAUCUGCAACAAUAGCCCAAACCAGACAGAUAUAAUGUGAACCAGGUGUAAGCAGAAUUAUCAGAACCAAUGGAACAGCAGCUUAUUUAGCUAAAUAUUAUGUUCAACAGUAUCAAAAGCCUUGGACAGAUCUGCAAAGAGUGCAGCACAAUGUUGCUUGACACUAAGUGAGUUAUCCACAACACCAGCUGCAGAAGUUAUUCUGUUACAAGCAGGUUUAAAGCCUGACUGCUGUGGAGAAAGGAUAUUAUUUUCCUGAGUUGACAAGUGAUACAACAGGGAAGCUUAGAUAUAGGCUGACUUCUGCUACGGUCAAUAACCACAUUUGUCUAAUGUGUUCAUCCCACUAUCUUUAAGAUGCCUUAUGGUGUUAAUCCCGUUAACAGGUAUUUCCUUAAAUAUACAUUUUAAUAAAGCAAAUUAUCAUUAUUAUAAUGAACUAAAUUAACUGCCUUCAAGUAGUAACGCAAUCAAUCUGAUUGACCAUUAAAGCAAUUAAAGUGAGUUUCAUUUUAGUCCCAGCUUAUACAAGUAGUGCCAAACAUGUUUCCUUUUUUUUUUUUUUUCUGUGAUGUCAUUUCAAACAAUAGCACAGUUCUGUGUAAAUGACAUGAUCUGUAAAUGCUGUUUAUGUGUCAGCCAGGAAAUUAUUUGGUGCCAGCUCUUCUUCGGCACUUCUGACUGAUGGGUUUUUCUGUGGAAGUGUCUCUGUGGUUAAGUUAAAAGCUUCCUUGUCAACAUCUGUAAAAGCAGUGAGUAACAAUUGCUUCAGACAGAAGAUCUUUAUACUGGAAGACAGAGGGAGUGACAAAAGCAUGGGUGUGUACAUGCGCAUGUGUCUGUGUGCCAGCAGUUCAAACAAUUCCACAGCACUGGCCAUUCGUCCGUCAUGACCUCAUAGUCCCACGGUGAUGACCUCAUGUCAUGUGAUCACUUAACACAAAUGAGAGAGACAGAGAGAGAGAAAAGAAAAAGAGAAUCUGGGAAGGAUGGAAGAAUGGACUUUGUCAUGGUUUUUCUUCUAUUGAAAUUGUAUUGUUACACUUGUACAUGUAUUUUUAGUCAUGUCUCUAAACUACAACAGCCGUGUGACAGUGAUAUGGAGGCUUCAGUGGUAAAUAGCCUGAGCUCAAAUACUAAAACCUGGCCAAAGAGAAGAUUCUCCUGGAAAACUAGGUGUGUAGAUCAAAAAUGUUACAAGGCUCCUGCGUUCUCAGAUGACCAGCCCAGUUUAAAGACAGUGACAAGUGUGGAUCAGCUUUUGCAGCUUAUAUACCCCGAAUACAGUUUGCUGCAGAACUGCCUGAGGAAGAAAUCAUGGCAUGCCUCCUCUUCCUCCUCUUCCCCUUCUUUUUCCAGCUCCUCAGCAAGCCCUUUAGUCCACUCUAACGAUGAGGAUCUGUGGGGUCAGCCGAGGGAGGAGCCUCUUUACAAAGUGGACGGGACUUUGGGAGUCAUCCUAGAGGAGAUCCAGCGGACCUCAUGCCAGCCCAGAGAGGUGUGUGUUGAGGUCGCCAAAGAAUACCCAGAAUCCACCAGUCAAUUCUACCUCCCUCGCUGUGUGGCGCUGCAUCGAUGUGGCGGAUGCUGCACAAACGAGGCCUUCUACUGCACGAACACAAGUCACACGCUCAUCAACAAGACGCUGAUGGAACUGUCCCCGCCCAGGAUGGAUCGCUCCGUCGUCAUGGUAACCUUCGUCAACCACACUUCGUGCGAAUGCCUCUCCAAGCGGCCACUCCACACCAUCAUAAGACGAGCCGCAACAGAUCACCUGUGUUCCCCACCCGAAGUUCCCUGUGCCUCGGGGUCAUUAUGGGAUCCAAUGAACUGUGUGUGUGUCCCAACAGACGCCAUAAACUACUCAGAGACUGAGGCGCUGAACUCAGGUCUGCUGGCUCUCUGCGGGCCCAACAGGGUUCUGGAUGAGUCCACCUGCGAGUGCGUCUGUCGAAAUGGACUCACCGAGGACAGAUGCAAUCCAGGCUGGAAACUGGACCACAACACCUGCGAAUGCCAGUGUGAAGGUCAAGGUGAGGGGAAAUGGUGCCCCAUUGGCCAGCGGUGGGAUGAAGAGCUGUGUGGCUGCGUGUGCGCUGCGGAGUGCCCCGGGAAUCAGCCCCUUAACCCCGACACCUGCCUGUGUCAGUGCAGAGAGAGCCCACAGUCAUGUCUGCGGCAGGGCAGAAAGUUCAACUCCAACUCCUGCAGCUGUUACAGGUUGCCCUGCAGAAAACCCAGACCCGUGUGCCCGACUGGUUUUUACUACAGCCCCCAAGUCUGCCAGUGCAUCCCCAACUACAUGAGGCCUGAGUGGAAUUAACCAAUCACAGACAGACAGGGGAGCAGAUGCCGCCAUUUAUUGGCCUUCAACUUGAGGUUAGAAACCUUUUGGCCUGACAACAAAGGUACAAGAACAAGGAAGGGCCUCUUGACAGACAGGAGGACAGGAAGGUGGAUCUACACAUUUACUGGAUUACAACAGACUACAAGAAGCAUUUGUCUGUGCUCUGGCACAAACGAGGGUGGGAGUGCUUCAAAGUGAGACAAAAAGGCCAAAACAGCCACGUGUAUGCAGCAAAACUCAUAAAAGUGGAGUUAUCUCAGCUGAAAAGAGAAAAGGAGGAGAGAUAUUUGACUCUCUGGGACUUUUCCCCAACACUAAUAACACGAUUGUGACUGGAAGCAACCAAUCACACCUGGAGACUGCCUAAAAGCACAGCAGCAAGGAAUGGGGAAAGGGAUGGAUCAAUCAGACUCUGAGCCAGCGUUCAUCCCAGCUGCAACGUGUUUGAGCAAGAUAUUUAACCACCGACCUGCUGCAGAGGCAACGCUCAUGACUGUGUGAAAUGGAAAGUGGAAUAAAAUAAUAACAGACCAGACUCCAUGCUUUUUGUUUUAAGAUUAAAUAAGCUGUGGGCAACUUCACACUUUGGCAAUAUUGAGUCAUGAGAUAUUUAAGAGGUUGAAGGAUUUUUUUUAGCAGAAUGUAAUGUGAAGUUGCCAGAGCCUUAUUCUCCCUCUUUUACAGAGGUGCAAACGGUGACAGUAUAUAUUGGUUUUUGGUACAGCGUUCUGAUUUUUUCCCUAAGAGUAGAGGUUUAUUGCCAGGCCCUGUUCAAUUAAAUGCUCAUUUCAACACUCCCAAACAGCUAUUAUAUCCUCCAGUUUCUACUUGCCUCUACUGAAGUGCUGCUCUUUGAAGAUUUCACUCACACACAGCUGAAUCCAAUCACAAUUGAUGGGUACACACUUCGGUACAUUUCUGUUUCUUCUAGUAAUUUAACUUUACACUCUAAGUAAUAUUAUUUGUAAAUAUUUAAAUUUAAAAACUUUUUCAUAUUUAAAACUGAUAUUUUGAAUCUGGAAUCAUGUGUUGUAAAAUACUGUAUUUAAGUCCCUAUCAUAACUAAAUAUUGUUUUGGGAUGAAACUAUUUACAUGUCUUUGUACUCCAGCAGUUCUAAAUAGCAUGGAGAAUUUAAAUUAUGUUCUACAUUCUCCAUUUUGCCUGCACUGCAAAAGAUUGAUUUUAACAGCUCAUUUAGACACCUAAUACAGCUUUGAAAGAAUAUGAUUUUAGGUCUCCGAAAUACACUAAAUGUUAGGAUGAAGAUUUGCAGUGUAAAAAUGAUUGUAGUUUUUGUGCUAUAUGGAUGUAGAGAUAAACUGAAACUAUUUUAUCAUGCUACUAUUAAGUAUUUAAAGUAGUUUUAUGGAUUAAAAGCCUUAGACUAA